GUUUGCGCAAUGUGUUUUUCCUCGGCCCUGGCUGCUUGGAGUGUUUGCUUGUUGUUGUCACGUUAAGGAGCGCAAAUAAGAGGAAAACGACAGCGUUAACCCCUUAAAACUGUCGCAUGAGGUUGCUGGGUGAGUCCCUUCCUGCCAUGAGCGCUGACCACCAGGUCCUGAGCCCCCCUUCCUUGUGCAGUUGAUGGAUCUGCAGCUGGCCCAGAGAUGACAGACAGCGUCAGGGCUUUCCUCCGAUAUGUUGCGACGGGGAUCAAGGACUCCAUACUGGGGAUUGGCACAAUCUCCAAGCUGGAUGCCCGCAUUCAGCAGAAAAGAGAGGAGCAGCGGAGGCGACGGGCCAGUGGAGCUUUGGCACAGAGGCGGGCACAGAGUGAAGAGCGGAAACCUGAGAAUGAACCAAAAGUGGCUAGCAGAAUCUUUCAGUGUUGUGCUUGGAAUGGGGGAGUGUUCUGGCUCAGUCUGUUUCUCUUUUACCGGGUGUUCAUCCCACUGCUGCAGACACUGACUGCAAAAAUCAUUGGUGACCCCUCCCUCCAUGGCAGUGUUUGGUCUUGGUUAGAGUUCAUUCUCACAUCAGUCUUCAGUGCUCUCUGGGUCCUCCCCCUCUUUGUCCUCAGUAAAAUCGUCAAUGCCAUUUGGUUCCAGGAUAUAGCUGAUUUGGCCUUUGAGGUGUCUGGUUGUAAAGCUCAGCCGUUUCCCAGUGUUAGUAAGAUCAUCGCAGACAUGCUGUUCAACCUCCUCCUCCAGGCGCUGUUUCUCAUUCAGGGUAUGAUUGUCAGUCUCUUCCCCAUUGAUGCCAUUGGACAGAUAGUUAGUCUGCUGCACAUGUCUCUGCUGUACUCCCUCUACUGCUUUGAGUACCGCUGGUUCAAUCAUGGAAUCGAAAUGCAUCAGAGGCUUUCUAAUAUUGAGAGAAACUGGCCUUAUUACUUCGGUUUUGGUUUGCCCAUGGCUCUGUUGACCGCGCUGCCCUCUUCGUACAUUAUAAGUGGCUGCUUGUUCUCCAUUCUCUUCCCCCUGUUCAUCAUCAGCGCAAAUGAAGCUAAGACACCAACACAGCUGUACCACUUUCAGCUGCGUCUCUUCUCCCUCGUCGUGUUGAUCAGUAACAAACUCUUUCACAAAACAGUCCAUCUGCAGUCGUCCCUGACAUCAUCUGCCUCCUCUGAGCGACUGGUUACGCCCCACACCUCCCCAUCCCGCCAGCGCCCCCUGCCUGCCCAGUGAGGGAUUUGAUGAAGGACACAAAGCAAACGCCACCUCACACUGUGAACAAGAGGUUCUGUCUGAAGGAUUGUCUGGGAAAAGAAGGGUUAUGAUGUUUUAACU
Messenger RNA from Periophthalmus magnuspinnatus, 1341 nucleotides. It is a transcript of the gene ei24, whose product is annotated as EI24 autophagy associated transmembrane protein. Gene Ontology annotation, cellular component: endoplasmic reticulum. Gene Ontology annotation, biological process: macroautophagy. Bases 217 to 1239 code for a protein of 340 amino acids. The record is from RefSeq and is a predicted model, not a curated record. NCBI's taxonomy places the organism in Eukaryota, Metazoa, Chordata, Actinopteri, Gobiiformes, Gobiidae. The transcript is spliced from 11 exons.